Messenger RNA from Chinchilla lanigera (long-tailed chinchilla), 1446 nucleotides. It is a transcript of the gene Gpatch11, whose product is annotated as G patch domain containing 11. Gene Ontology annotation, molecular function: nucleic acid binding. Gene Ontology annotation, cellular component: kinetochore. The record is from RefSeq and is a predicted model, not a curated record. The transcript is spliced from 9 exons. Lineage: Eukaryota; Metazoa; Chordata; Mammalia; Rodentia; Chinchillidae. Bases 129 to 920 code for a protein of 263 amino acids.
CCUCCCGACAGUUUCCGAUUGAGUCGGCGCUGGGAAACGCGGGGCGAGGAGAGGUUCGCAGCGCAUGCGCAGUGCGCGCUCCCUAGACCUGGAUCUGGCCGACUACCUCUGUCAGAUAGUAUUGCCAUAUGAAGUUGAACAUGGCAGAAGAAGAGGACUAUAUGUCUGAUUCCUUCGUUAAUGUCCAAGAAGAUAUCAGACCAGGAUUGCCAAUGCUGAGGCAAAUCCGAGAAGCCCGUCGAAAAGAAGAAAAGCAACAGGAAGCUAAUUUGAAAAAUAGACAGAAGAGCUUAAAAGAAGAGGAACAAGAAAGGCGUGACACUGGGUUGAAAAAUGCACUAGGCUGUGAAAACAAAGGGUUUGCUUUGCUUCAGAAGAUGGGCUAUAAAAGUGGUCAAGCUCUAGGCAAGAGUGGAGGUGGUAUUAUUGAACCAAUUCCUCUUAACGUCAAAACAGGGAAAAGUGGCAUUGGUCAUGAGGCAUUAUUAAAACGGAAAGCAGAAGAAAAAUUAGAAAGCUAUAGAAGAAAGAUUCACAUGAAAAACCAAGCCGAAGAGAAAGCUGCAGUACAGUUUCGGAUGCGACUUAAAAAUAAGCAAGAUGAAAUGAAGCUUGAAGGAGAUCUUAAAAGAAGCCAGCGAGCCUGUCAACAAUUGGAUACCCAGAAGAAUAUUCAGGUUCCCAGAGAGGCAUGGUACUGGUUGAGGCCUGAAGAGGAAACUGAAGAGGAGGAAGAGGAAAAAGAAGAGGAUGAAGAUGAAUAUAAGAGUGAAGAUUUAAGUGUACUGGAAAAACUACAAAUAUUGACUAGUUAUCUAAGGGAAGAACAUCUGUAUUGUAUUUGGUGUGGAACAGCCUAUGAAGAUAAAGAAGAUCUAUCUUCAAAUUGCCCAGGACCAACUUCUGCAGAUCAUGACUAAGAUUAUUCAUAAUCAAGUGAGAAUUGUUUAUUCCAAUAAGGAAAGAGGACUUUCAUAUAAUGCUUUAUUCUUUUUGUACUUUACAAGUACUUGUAUUUUAGAAUAUCAUUGUUUGCUGACCUAAAAAAUAACACAUUUCCACUUUAGAACACAAGUAUGAAGAUUUGGACAAUUAUAAUUUAUGACUGUACUGUGAUGCUUGUGGGAUUAAGGACACAACAGAUAACACUCUUAUUCCUUAUUUAGCUUUGGAACAAACUGAAAAAUAAGACACAGGAGGGAGAACAGCCUUAUUAAUGAUGAAGCAGAAAUAGAGAAAAGGUUGAUGUUUUCUCUAAUCAGACUCCCUAACAUUUCUCCCUGAUUAAAGAGGGCAACAGGCCUCUGCCUUGUAGGGGAAAAGCCCACUGUGAGUUCCCAGGCCAUUUAGCUCUUAAGAGGAAGAAAUUAAGAAAGAUGGAAAGGAAAUAAAUAUAUGUAUAUAUACACAAGAUAGCUCAGAUAUUUGUACUACUAAUUUCUAUUG